CUCACGCUCACACCCUCUCACUCUCACACAAACCAGAGCGCUCUCACUCUCUCACCCUCAGUCUUACAUUUCCAUUUCCCACACUCACAAAACUCUCUCAUUUCUCUCUAUCUCUCACAAAACUCUCUCAUUUCCCACACACACACAGAACCCCGCCGGCGUCGACGAGCAGAGCCCAGCCCAGCCCAGCGACGACGCCGACGAGGCUGAGCCCAGCCAUCGGCUCCUCUCCUCAUCGAUCUCUCUCUCCCUCACUAGGAGAUCCUUUCUCCUUUUCUCCCUCUCUCUCAUUACCACCCCCAUACCCAUUCAUUUUUCCUCACCAUACCCAUACCCAUACCCAUUCCGAUUUUGGUUGGUAAGUUAUUUAUAUGAUUUUUUGUUUUGAUUAAUGUGAAAUUUUGGGUUUGGAUUUGGAUACUUAACAUCUAGGUUAUUUAUUUAAUUUUCAGUUUUGAUUUUUGUGAAAUUUGGGUUUGGAUUUUGUGGUAGAUACUUUAUUUAAUUUUUAUUUUAUGAUUUUUAUGAAAUUUGGGUUUGGAUUUGGUGAGUGCAGAUGACAUUCAACUCUCUUUGGCUGAAGUCAAACUUGCUUGGUUACCCAUUCCGAUUUUGCUUGAUGACAUUGUUGCUUGGAUAGUGCAUAUUGUUGCUGCCAUCCUUAAGAGUUUCCAAAUUUCUGCCUUCAGUAUGGCUGCUGCAAAUGCUGGACGCAUUGACUAUACACAGCCUGGACCCAUUGACGACUCGGUGUUGUCACAGCAGGCGACGCAUCGGUCCGAAGCUAUUUGGAAUGGGCGGGAUCCAGGGUCCAUUACCUGCCGUAGUCGUAGUUCAGAGUUCUCCAAGCAACCUCCAAUGGUGGACGACCGAGUGAGGAACAUCAUCACCACAGUUGGUUUGGAGGGACUCCUGUGGGUCCCGGGUAGAGAGAUUGACAAUGGCCUCAUAACGGCCUUAGUGGAGCGAUGGCGGCCCGAGACUCACACGUUUCACAUGCCACAUGGUGAGGUGACCAUCACAUUGCAGGAUGUGGAGGUUCUUCUCGGGCUUCCUGUUGAUGGUGAGGCUAUAACAGGGAGCACACAAAAAACUUGGGUGGAUGUGUGCCGGGACUUCCUUGGCUUUCGACCUGUAACUCAAAACAACCAUAAGCAACUUGAUGGGCAGAGGAUUCUCAUCAACCGCCUUUUGGAGGAAGUUGCUAACCCAUUGCCGCCUGAUGCUGAAGAGGAUCAGCUGCAUAAGUACGCACGAUGCUACAUCCUAGCGCUAUUGGGGGACACAAUAUUCAUGGACAAAUCCGGCGAUAGGGUGCAUCUAAUGUGGGUGCAGCAGUUGGAAGACCUUCACAACCCACGAAGGUACAGUUGGGGAAGUGCUUGCCUUGCAUGGUUGUAUCGAGAGCUAUGCAGGGCAAGCGAGGACACCAGUCAGAUUGGUGGGUGCUUGCUGUUGCUCCAGUACUGGGCAUGGGCCAGGUUCCCCUAUUUGUGCCCGACAGUUGAGCGAGGCCCGCCAGUGGGUGCUUACGGUCCUCCAGUACGUGGUCCACUAUCCCUGAAGUGGUUGUGGGUCCCAAACAAGAAAAAUAGGCCCGCCCACAUUUUCAGGGACAGGUAUCGCGAGCAACUAGCUUCCAUGUUGCCAGACCAGGUGGUGUGGCAGCCAUAUGAAGCUCAUUUUGACGACCUCCCGCCGUGGUGUGUUGCAGGGAGGGCCGUAUGGACGGCAACGGUGCCGCUUGUAUGUUUCCACCUAGUAGAGAAACAUACACCGGAUCGUGUUGUUCGUCAAUUCGGGAUGAUCUAA
Messenger RNA from Quercus robur (English oak), 1812 nucleotides. RefSeq names its product serine/threonine-protein phosphatase 7 long form homolog. The record is from RefSeq and is a predicted model, not a curated record. NCBI's taxonomy places the organism in Eukaryota, Viridiplantae, Streptophyta, Magnoliopsida, Fagales, Fagaceae. The transcript has 6 exons. Gene Ontology annotation, biological process: meristem maintenance; meristem development. Bases 691 to 1812 code for a protein of 373 amino acids.